Messenger RNA from Xiphias gladius (swordfish), 1614 nucleotides. It is a transcript of the gene dscc1, whose product is annotated as DNA replication and sister chromatid cohesion 1. Lineage: Eukaryota; Metazoa; Chordata; Actinopteri; Istiophoriformes; Xiphiidae. Gene Ontology annotation, biological process: mitotic sister chromatid cohesion; maintenance of mitotic sister chromatid cohesion. The transcript is spliced from 9 exons. The record is from RefSeq and is a predicted model, not a curated record. Gene Ontology annotation, cellular component: Ctf18 RFC-like complex; chromatin; nucleus. Bases 226 to 1398 code for a protein of 390 amino acids.
AGUAGUUUCUACCCGGUCGUAUUUUGACGUCGCGCCUCGACGUAGUUACCACUUCCUUCCCACGAUAGAAACAGCGCGGGGAAAUUUGACAAUCACCGGAUACAGAGGAAAAAAAAAACAUUUUACACUUCAUUAAAAAGGGAAUUUUCUGACAGUUUGUCUCGUCAGUUAAAAAGGGUUUAUUCGUCAAAACACCAUCGAGUUAGCUUGCCGUCUGUGCUAAAAAUGAGAACUUUAGAGGAGGUGCAGGCCACGCUGCAGAUCGCCAAACUGAAAGAAGAGGAUCUAAAGAAAACAAUCCACUGUCUGACUUUUGGGGAAAAUGUUGCGUCUGCAGACUACUGCCUGAUGGAGCUGGACGACACACUGUGCAAACACAUAGAAGCUGGCCAAACUCUAGUGAUUCGGGGGGAUAAAGAUGAGCAUGCAGUGCUCUGUAGUGGUGACAAGACCUAUGAUCUUAAAAUAGCUGACACCUCCAACCUGCUGCUGUUUGUACCAGGAUGCAGAACGCCAGACCAACUCACUAACAGCCCAGACAGCUCUCAAGUGGUGCACGCACAGAUCUGGGGAUUUUGCAACAGCUACUGGGAACUGAGGAAACAGCGUCCUAAACUGAGGAAACUGUCAAAGCUUUUAAAGGAGAAUCCUUAUGAAGGACCUGUUUUAGGAGCACAGGCAGAGAACACAGAGAACAGGUACACAAUGCAGGAUCUGUUGGAGAGGAUCCAGGCCAGUGAAGAGGAGAUAAAGACCCACUUAGAGACCAUCCAUGCCUGUCAAAUAGAUGGCUACUGGCGCAUGCUGGACUUUGACUAUGAGAUGAAGCUGCUCGGUCAUGUGACUCAGCUGGUGGAUUCUGAGUCGUGGUCCUUCAACAAGGUUCCCCUUCAAAUCAGUCUGGAAGAGUUAGCCCCGCUGGAGCCCAAAGGGAUGAUCGAGCACUGUUUGAACUGCUAUGGGAAACCUUAUACUGAAAACGACGAAGUGUUUUACGCAUUGCAUGAGGAUAAAGUCUGUAGAGGCGUAGCACUAAUGCUGCUGCAGAACGCUGUCAAGUUCAACCUAAGGGAGUUUCAGGAGGUCUGGCAGCAGAGCGUCCCGGAGGGCAUGAGCACAAGACUGGACCAGCUAAAGAGCGUUGCCCUGGUGGACCGCAUGUCCCGUCCAGAGACUAUCUGCCUGCUGCGAGUGGAGGAACUCCCAGAGGACACGCUGGAGCGCUUCAACCACCUCUUCACACUCAGAGAGAAAUGGACAGAAGAGGACAUCACGCCAUACAUACAAGACCUGUGUGGAGAGAAACAGACCACCGGAGCCCUCCUGACCAAAUAUGCUCGAUCUUCAAUGCAAAACGGGAUCAAGGUCUUCAAUUCAAGAAGGCCUGUGGCUAGAUGAACAUGUCUACUGUCAAGCAGUGAAUUUAAAUUUGGAAAUGAAUGUGGUUAUGUUUAUUCCCAGUCUGACUUUUGCAAUUGUCAAAAUUCUUUUACUCAUGAUUGUCCUUAAAAAUGCCGAUAGCAUUGUAGAUAUUUAUCAAUCAAUUAUAUUAAAGAGUUAUUACAAUUAACCACUUAAAAUUCAAGUGUUAAAGUAUCUGUCACCACAACCAAA